AUGCCUGCUUUUGGGGACCAGACCAUAGCACUUGCCGAUGGGAUGGCGGCGGAAGCUGCGGCGGGGGGUAGUGAGAUUAAUAUCGGGGAUGAAGGAAAGGAGCCGCAUGACGCAAACGAGUCUAAAGCGAUUAAGGACGAAAGCGACUUAGUGGAGAUUAAGAUCGUCGACGAUAAAGCGCGGGGGGUAGGCGACGAGAAGCAAAACGUGGCGGGAGGGAAAAAGCGCAAGAAGAAGCGCCUGGUGGGGCGGAAAUGGGCGGUGUUGCUUGUCGGGAUGCGGGGGGAGGCGGAGCUGCUACAGUGCACGAAGCAGGCGAUCAUGCGCCGCGUGUCGGUCCCCGCGCGCGAUCUCCGCUUGAACGGCCCGUUGCUGUCCUCCGCCGCCGCGAUUCUCGCGCCCAUUUCGCUUAGAGUGGCGGCGCUGCGUGUCGAUCCCUCUGCACGAUCUGCGCUAGCGCGGUCCAAUGCGAUCCUUGGCCGGCUGCAUUCUUUCUCCCUCUCUCUCGCCCCGUCUGGUUACCCGGUUACAGGCAGGAAGGGGUGCAUGAUGGUGAACCUGGAGCAUGUGAAGGCCAUCGUGUCUCUUUCUCUCUCUCCCUCUCUCGCCCCGUCUGGUUACCCGGUUACAGGCAGGGAGGGGUGCAUGAUGGUGAACCUGGAGCAUGUGAAGGCCAUCGUGUCUCUUUCUCUCUCUCCCUCUCUCGCCCCGUCUGGUUACCCGGUUACAGGCAGGGAGGGGUGCAUGAUGGUGAACCUGGAGCAUGUGAAGGCCAUCGUGUCUCUUUCUCUCUCUCCCUCUCUCGCCCCGUCUGGUUACCCGGUUACAGGCAGGGAGGGGUGCAUGAUGGUGAACCUGGAGCAUGUGAAGGCCAUCGUGUCAGCCCAACAAGUGCUGCUUUUCAACCCCUCUUCGCCGCCCGUUGCUGCUUUUGCCGCUCACCUGGAAAGAGUGCUCGCCAUGGGACCUGAACCGAUACUAGAGGAGGUGGUGAGCAGGAGGCUGGAGGGGGAGUGCCGCGAGCUGGAGAGGGACGCGUAUGCGGCGCUCAACGCACUCGCCCGGGCUGUCAGCACGGCGGGUCUUGAGGCCGUUAGAGGGGUGAAGAAUCGGUUGACUGUUUUGACUUCCCGCGUGCAGAAGGUGAGUGAGGUGAGGGUUAAGGUCAGCCAGAAGGUGGGGCAGAAGGGUAGGAGAGCAAGCAAGGUGUUGGAGCUGAUACUAGAGGAGGUGGUGAGCCAGAGGCUGGAUUGGGAGUGCUGCGAGCUGGAGAAAGACGCGUAUGCGGCGCUGAACGCACUCGCCCGGGCUGUCAGCACGGCGGGCGUGGAGGCCGUGAGGGGGGUGAAGAACAGGUUGACUGUGCUCACCUCCCGCGUGCAAAAGGUGAGUGAUGUGCUCGCCCGGGACAGGGACAUGGCUUCUCUACCUCACACUGUCUCUACUUCCUUCCCUCCUGACUUGUGCUCACUCACUCUCUCUUCUCUUAUCCCUCCUGCUCGUGCCUCUAUCCAGGUGCGGGAUGGACUGGAGCAUCUACUAGACGAUGACAGGGAUAUGGCGGACCUCUCUACCUCACACUCUGCUGCUCCCUCCCUUACCUGUCAUUCUCCUGCUCUCUCCCUCCUGCUCUUGCCUGUAUGCAGUCCUUCCCUUCCUGCUCUGCCUUCCGCUCUGCAGGUGCGGGAUGACCUAGAACAUUUACUAGACUACGACAGGGACAUGGCAGACCUCUACCUCACACUCUGCUGCUCCCUCCCUUGUCUCAGUUCGCUCCCUUCCCCUCUCUUUCCCCCUGCUCUUUUCAUCUCCAUGCAGGUCCGAGACGAGUUGGAGCAUCUACUAGACGAUGACAGGGACAUGGCAGACCUUUACCUCCUUCUGUCCUGUUCCCUUGCCUUGCCUUACGUGCUCUUCGCCCUCCAUUCCGGUUGCCCUCUUGCUCUCUUCCUGCAGGUGCGGGACGAGUUGGAACAUCUACUAGACGAUGACAGGGACAUGGCAGACCUUUACCUCCUUCUGUCCUGUUCCCUUGCCUUGCCUUACGUGCUCUUCACCCUCCAUUCCGGUUGCCCUCUUGCUCUCUUCCUGCAGGUGCGGGACGAGUUGGAGCAUCUACUAGACGAUGACAGGGACAUGGCAGACCUCUCUACCUCACACGCCAGCUGCCCUUGUGCUCCCUCUCUCUCCGUCUCCCCUUGCUCUUACCUCUGUAUGCAGGUGCGGGACGAGUUGGAGCAUCUGUUAGACGACGACAGGGACAUGGCGGAUCUCUACCUCACACGCCAGCUGCAUGUGGGAGGAGGGGAGGAUGUGGAGGAGUUGGAGAUGCUGCUGGAAGCGUAUUUCACCCAAGUCGACCGUCUCUUGAAUGACUUGACAGCGCUCCAUGAGUAUGUGGACGACACAGAGGACUAUGUGAACACGCAGCUGGACUACCGCAGGAACCAGCUGCAGGGGACGCAGGUGCUGAUAACAGCAACGGGCACAGUGCUUUCAAUGCUCAUUGUGAUCAUCGCUGCCUUCUCAAUGAAUCUCCCCAACAUCCUCUUUGAUUCCGAUGGCCACUUCGCCACCGUGCUGCUGCCUUUGCUUGGCUCUGGUGCCGCCCUUCUGGGUGGUUUCGUGUACUACACCUGGUAUUUCCAAAUAAUCACGUGA
Molecule: messenger RNA, 2661 nt
Organism: Closterium sp. Yama58-4
Lineage: Eukaryota; Viridiplantae; Streptophyta; Zygnematophyceae; Desmidiales; Closteriaceae
Source: the annotation of a GenBank genome assembly